AUGGGCAAACGCAAGCUUAACGAGCACGAUGUUCCCGAAGACGCCGAGCUUGUCGCUGCCUCAACCCAGCCAGCCCAGCCCGAGCUCCCUUCUUUCGACGCCCUCGGCCUUGAUCCCCGCCUGCUCCAAGGAAUCGUGCGCCAAAAGUUCUCGACCCCCACCUCCGUCCAAGCAAAGGCCAUUCCUCUCGCUCUGGAAGGCAAGGACAUUCUCGCUCGCUCCAAGACCGGCUCCGGCAAGACCGCCGCCUACCUGCUCCCCAUCCUUCACUCCAUCCUCAAGCGCAAGGCCGACGACUCCUUCACGAAAUGCACCUCCGCCCUGAUCCUCGUCCCGACCCGCGAACUGGCUGGCCAGGUGACAAAGACAGUCGAGGCGUUCGCCGCCUUCUGCGGCCACCAUGUGCGCGUCGCAAACAUCACCCUGCGUGAGGACGACGCCGUUCAGCGCGCCCGCCUGGCCGACUCCCCGGACAUCGUCGUCGCCACCCCUGGCCGUGCUUGCGUCAACCUGAACGCCGCCGCCCUCUCGCUGGACCGCCUCGCCCACCUGGUCAUUGACGAGGCCGACCUGGUCCUGUCCUACGGCUACGACGACGACCUGGAAAGCCUCUCCAAGUCCAUUCCCAAGGGCACCCAGACCUUCCUCAUGAGCGCCACCCUCAGCAGUGACUUGGAUGACCUGAAGGGCCUGUUCUGCCGCGAUCCUGUGCUGUUGGAGCUGGACGAGGAGGAGAAGGACGAGGCCAAGGUCAGCCAGUACAUCGUGAAGUGCGCCGAGGAUGAGAAGUUCCUGCUCAUCUACGCCAUCUUCAUGCUGAAGCUGGUCAAGGGCAAGGUCAUUGUCUUCGUGGCCGACAUUGAUCGCUGCUACCGUUUGAAGCUGUUCCUCGAGCAGUUUGGAAUCAAGAGCUGUGUUCUCAACUCGGAGCUGCCGGUCAACUCGAGAAUCCACGUGGUGGAGGAGUUCAACAGAAACGUUUACGACAUCAUCAUUGCCUCGGACGAGCACGAGGUGCUGGGCGACGAGGACAAGAAGAAGAAGCGAAAGAGCAAGGGCGGUGAUGAAGACGGGGAGGAGGAGCAAGACAAUGCCCACGGCGAGCAGCAGGACGCAGAGAUGCAGGACGCCGACGGCGCAGAGCCAAAACCCAGCGCGACCUCACCCGAACCCCCCAAGAAAAAACGAAAAGGCAGAAAGAAGGACAAAGAGUACGGCAUCGCGCGCGGCAUCGACUUCCAAAACGUCUCCCUCGUCCUCAACUUCGACCUCCCCACAUCCUCCAAAUCCUACACCCACCGCAUCGGCCGCACCGCGCGCGCCGGCAAGAACGGCAUGGCCAUCUCCUUCGUCAUCCCCAAGGACCAAUACCGCAAGCACAAGCCCACGUCCAUCGAGCUGUGCAAAAAAGACGAAGAGACGCUCGCCAAGAUCACAAAGAGCCAGCAGAAGAAGGGCAACGCCAUCCAGCCCUACCUCUUCGACAUGAAGAAGCUCGAGGGCUUCCGGUACCGGCUCGCGGACGCGCUGCGCGCCGUCACGCGCAUCGCCGUGCGCGAGGCCCGCGCCCGCGAGCUCCGGCAGGAGCUGCUCAAGAGCGACAAGCUCAAGCGCCACUUCGAGGAGAACCCCCAGGACCUGCGCCACCUGCGCCACGACGCCGAGGUCCGCACCGCCCGCCAGCAGCCCCACCUCAAGCACGUGCCCGAGUACCUGCUCCCUGCGGGUGGCCGGACGGAGGUCGAGAGGGAGAUUGGCUUCGUCGGCUUCAGGAAGGACGAGGGCAGGGACAAUCGCAUCAGGAAGGCGAGGGCGCAGAAUCGCGGCAAGGGGAGGGGGAGGAUCGCGAAGACGAAGAAGGCGGAUCCGUUGAAGACGUUUAAUGCGAAGGGGAGGGGGAAGAAAUGA
This is a messenger RNA of Diplodia corticola, 1908 nucleotides long. Its product is annotated as atp-dependent rna helicase dbp9. The transcript is spliced from 2 exons. Bases 1 to 1908 code for a protein of 635 amino acids. NCBI's taxonomy places the organism in Eukaryota, Fungi, Ascomycota, Dothideomycetes, Botryosphaeriales, Botryosphaeriaceae. The record is from RefSeq and is a predicted model, not a curated record. Gene Ontology annotation, cellular component: nucleolus. Gene Ontology annotation, molecular function: RNA helicase activity; ATP binding; nucleic acid binding.